AUGAUUGUGAGCUUCAGCCCGCCGCUGUUCAAACAGAGAUAUCAGUUUGUUGUCGAGUUCGUCCAGAGGAUCAAGCCCAAAAAGGUGGUGGACUUGGGGUGCAAUGACUGCGCCCUCCUCAAAAAGCUGAAAUUUCACCAUGAAAUUGAGCUGCUGGUUGGAGUGGACAUCAACGGUGCAGUCCUCAAGGAUGGAAUGUAUGGACUUGCACCUCUCCCAUUUAACUAUCUGCAGCCCAGUUUUAGUUCACUGAACAUCCAGCUGUACCAGGGCUCUGUCACCCAAAAAGAUGCACGUCUCAGAGGAUUUGAUCUUGUGACCAGUAUAGAACUCAUAGAGCACCUUCAGCCUGCUGAUGUGAGCCGAUUCGGUGAGGUGGUCUUUGGCUACAUGACCCCAGUGUCGGUUAUUGUUAGCACCCCAAACUCUGAGUUUAACCCCCUUUUCCGUGGACUGAAAGGCUUCAGGCACAGUGACCACAAGUUUGAGUGGACCAGAGCUGAGUUUCGGUGUUGGGCUCUGAAGGUGUGUGGGGAAUAUGGUUAUGAAGUGCAGUUCACAGGCGUAGGACAGCCACCACCUGGCAUGCUGGAGACAUUUGGCUUCUGCUCUCAGAUUGCAGUUUUUAAAAGGAUCAGAAGAAACGAUGCCCGAGCUCAACUGAGAGAUGACGUCGGUGACCUCUUCCCAUACACGCUGCUGUACAAUGUAGACUAUCCCAGUCUGAAUGAUGCCAACCUCCUUGAGAAGGUCCUGGUGGCUGAGGUGCUGUGCCAGACCAAGCGACUGAGGUGGGGAUGGACAGGGGAAAUGGCUGGAGAGAGGGACGAGGGUUUGACAUUCUGUCAGACUGACGGUGAAAAAGAGACGGAGGUGAAGGAGAGCCAGACAGGUGAUGAGGAUGGAUGUGGUGAGGGAGGACAUGCAGUUGGCUGGCGUGACAGAGGAAGAUGCGGAGGACAGGAAAAGAUGGAAAGCUGGAGUGAGACACGUGCUCCUGAGGAUGAGGAGGAGUUUGGAAUGAAUGGCGAGGGACUUAAGGAAUCCUACAGACAAGACCGUUGUGUCCGUGUCCCCCUGGCCAGGCUCUGGUCCUGCUGUCCCCGGAUCAGAGCCCUGAGUGGAAGCCCCAGUCAUCUCAGACGGUUGCUGCUAAACAGUCGCUUGAUUAGGCUGACCGAAGAUGGCGCCGCUGUGCUUGUGGAUGACGAGGAGCAAGAUGAAGAAGUCGGAGGUGAUGAUUGGGAGGAUACUGGUGUAGAGGAAGAGAACAGGGCGACAGAUCUUUCAGCCAUGGCAAAAAAAUAAUUCAAAUGCAAGAUUUAGUGGGGGGGGGUUUCUUCCCAGUUACAAGGGAUGGAUUGGUGAAUUGCCCCCAUCCUCACAGUAUCCUGUAGUUCUGAAAUGAGCAAGUGAACACGUGUAAAAAAAAAAACUAAAAAAAAACAAACUUAUAACUUCAUAUGGUUAUUUUCCUUCUGGUUACAGACAGAGAUUUGGUGGCUCUGCUUUAAUAUUAUAUCGGUCAGUGGAUGCAGUACACAGGGCAAGUUUGUAAAGACUGCACUAGGAAUCCCCCACCCCCCCAUAAGUAAGAAAAAGAGUUAACUAAUUUUUUUCUGUUCUAAAUGAUUGAUGUGAAAAUCCCACAGGUGUUUUUUUUGUGCAAGCCAACCAGUCAAAGCAAACAGUAAUACUGUCUUCUUUGUAUUAGUUACUGCAAGACAUUUUCUUAAGACAGAAGAAUCA
Lampris incognitus (smalleye Pacific opah) is the source of this 1749-nucleotide messenger RNA. RefSeq names its product HEN methyltransferase 1 (gene henmt1). NCBI's taxonomy places the organism in Eukaryota, Metazoa, Chordata, Actinopteri, Lampriformes, Lampridae. Gene Ontology annotation, cellular component: nucleus; cytoplasm. The coding region runs from base 1 to 1308 and encodes 435 amino acids. The transcript has 10 exons. Gene Ontology annotation, molecular function: RNA methyltransferase activity; O-methyltransferase activity. Gene Ontology annotation, biological process: piRNA processing; RNA methylation; siRNA processing. The record is from RefSeq and is a predicted model, not a curated record.